AUGAUCAAGGAAUAUAAUUUAUGCCAUGUUCGAAUAAGAAAUACUGAAACAUUUAUAAAUGCAAGUGCUAAAUUAAUUGUUCGAGGUAAAGUAGUUCCUAUAAUCACAACAAUUUUCCCAUUCAUACAUAAUGUUGAUUUACAAGAUCAAGUUAAUUUUACUUGUAAUGGUACACGAACAUCAACAGAUGUUAAUGUAACAUGGUAUAAAAAUUCUGUUCGUUUAACAAAUCAAUCAUCAAAAAUUCAAUUGAUCGAAAAUCAAUUAAUGAUUAAUGAUAUUGAUUGGAAUGAUCAAGGUAUGUAUCAAUGUUUUCUAACAAAUGAUGUUGGUGAAGAUACUCGUUCAACAUGGUUAAAAAUUAAAAGCGAACUACCGACUGUAUCUGUUAGUAAAGAUUUAAUAGUUUUUAAUGGAACUGAUGUUAACUUAACAUGUAAUGUGAAUGGAUCACCAUGGCCAAAAAUAACUUGGUUUAAAUUAAAUUUAAAUGAUGAUGAACGAAUUUUAUUAAAUAAUAUUAAUCGAAGAUUUCAUGUUGAUCAUCGAACUGGUGUUUUAUCAAUAUCAAACACAAUACAAAAUGAUUCUGGUCUAUAUGAAUGUUUAGCGCAGAAUAGUCUUGGAUCAGCAAAUGCACAUACAACGUUACUUGUUCGUCGUAUGUAUAGAAAAACAAAAAAGAAAAAAACCUAA
Molecule: messenger RNA, 696 nt
Organism: Rotaria sp. Silwood2
Lineage: Eukaryota; Metazoa; Rotifera; Eurotatoria; Philodinida; Philodinidae
Source: the annotation of a GenBank genome assembly